GAUUGCAAUUUCUAAUCUUGCAUCAACCGGAUUACCUAUUUCUGUUCCCCCUAUUACUAAUGAUUCCGAAAUUGUAGAGGAAAACCAAGUCAAAGAACAAGAACUAGUUGAAGAACUUCAACAUCAAAUCGAUGCAUUAUAUACUUUACAGAAACCU
This is a messenger RNA of Racocetra fulgida, 157 nucleotides long. Lineage: Eukaryota; Fungi; Glomeromycota; Glomeromycetes; Diversisporales; Gigasporaceae. The record is from the annotation of a GenBank genome assembly.